Molecule: messenger RNA, 633 nt
Organism: Lactuca sativa (garden lettuce)
Lineage: Eukaryota; Viridiplantae; Streptophyta; Magnoliopsida; Asterales; Asteraceae
Source: RefSeq, a predicted model, not a curated record
AUGAUGUCAGCCAAAGAUGCAAUGCAGAAAAUCUUUCCAAAGACUAGUAGGGUUACAACCUUUAUUUCAAAUCUUUUCGAGCAAUAUAUGCUUCUUUUUGAUGAACCUCAAACGACAAUUGAUUCUAAAUCAACGGCGAAAGACAAAAAGGUUGAUAAUCUAAAACAAAUCAUCGAUGAUGCUGCUCAAAAGAUGGCUGCUGACCUACCGAAAGUAACUAAGAGGCCACAUGUAAGCGAACCUUCGAGUGACCGUCCUAAUGUCCAGGGGGAGGGUCCAACUCUACAACACGAUCAAGGCUCUUCAUUCCAAGGGGAGAACUCAACGUCACAAUCAUCAAGCUCUACUGAAAGUCCAAACGAACGAGAAGAUACUAAUCCAGAUUCUAAACAGAGUGAUGAAGACGAUGAUGAGCCUGUUUCCAAGCGCCAUCUCAAAGCAGUCAACGACAAACUCAAUCAACUGUUUUCCUCCUCUUCCUCUGGGGCUUAUUCAGAUGCUGCUCUCAAGGCAUUGUUCUCCUCUGUGGUCCAAGAACAUAAUGCCUCCCUUACUGGUGCAGCUAAGGCUAUAGACGCCUCCACUUCCCAACGCCAGAAAACCUCCCUUGCUGUUGAGGCUUCCACCAAGUAA